Melanotaenia boesemani (Boeseman's rainbowfish) is the source of this 3426-nucleotide messenger RNA. It is a transcript of the gene sox4a, whose product is annotated as SRY-box transcription factor 4a. The transcript is spliced from 2 exons. NCBI's taxonomy places the organism in Eukaryota, Metazoa, Chordata, Actinopteri, Atheriniformes, Melanotaeniidae. Gene Ontology annotation, biological process: cell differentiation; positive regulation of transcription by RNA polymerase II; anatomical structure morphogenesis. The record is from RefSeq and is a predicted model, not a curated record. Bases 221 to 1324 code for a protein of 367 amino acids. Gene Ontology annotation, molecular function: DNA-binding transcription activator activity, RNA polymerase II-specific; RNA polymerase II cis-regulatory region sequence-specific DNA binding.
UUUUCGUUGUUGUGUUUACAGUAAUAUUACAGAGCGCACAGGAAACAGGGAGACUAUGAGAAAGCGCAGCUGCUUCAUUCAACCACAUGGUUCCUCAACCGCACAGACAAGCUGCGCUGCAGACAGCCAGGUUCACAUAAGGGACUGCUGUUGCCCACAACGUUGAACUUUGUUAGAGCACCGCACUGAGCUGAGUGCCUCCAGACACUUGGAGGAAGAGAUGGUGCAGCAUAUGAGCCAGACAGAGAGCGCCCACGCUCACUCUCCCGGUGGGGACUCCACGGACACCGGAGAAAUGGACUUGGAGAUGGAUGCCUCUCCGAUCUCAGAAUCUCCUUCCUCCGGGGAGCGCAGCGACUUGGCGUGGUGCAAAACUCCGACGGGGCAUAUCAAGAGACCCAUGAACGCGUUCAUGGUGUGGUCGCAGAUCGAGAGGCGGAAGAUUAUGGAGCAGUCACCGGACAUGCACAACGCGGAAAUCUCCAAGCGGCUUGGGAAGCGCUGGAAGCUACUUAAAGACACAGACAAGAUCCCGUUCAUCCGCGAAGCGGAGCGGCUCAGGCUCAAGCACAUGGCCGACUACCCUGACUACAAGUACCGGCCCAGGAAGAAGGUGAAGUCGGGGAGUGGAGCGAGUAAGCAGGCAGAGCGCGGGGAGAAGAGCGGGGAGCGCAGCUCAAAAACCGGCGUGAAAAGGAGCCCCGCGUCCAAGGGAGUGAGCAGGACGCACAAGCAAGGGAGCAGCAAGAGCGCUCCGGGGCAUGACCACGCGUCUCCCGGUGACCACCAGUCGCUCUUCAAAUCUAGGUCAGUGUCCGGCGCUAGGCAAAUCCCAGAGAAGCGCACGGGAGAGGCGAGACGCGCCCACACGUUAAGCGGGACCGGUAGCUUGGAGAGUGGGCCUCCUUCCGUUGGUGUCCCGGCCAGUCCCACCUUGAGCAGCUCAGCGGAGUCCAGCGACCCGCUCAGCCUAUAUGAGGAGCAGAGCCCCGGGUCCAGCGAGUCAACACAUACCGCGCGCCUCAGGUACGCUCGCGCUUCUUCCCCAACACCGUCAGCCUCUCACUCUUCCUCUUCUGUCUCAUCCACAUCAUCAGAUGAGGAGUUUGAAGAUGAGCGGCUCGACCCAAACCCGAGUCCCGGGUUCGAGAGCAUGUCUUUGGGCGGCAUGGGCUUCUCCGACGCAGAGCUAGACCGGGACUUGGACUGGAGCUUCGGGGAGUGCGGGGCGGGAUCUCACUUCGACUUCUCCGACUACUGCACCCCGGAGGUCAGCGAGAUGAUCUCAGGAGAGUUCAUCUCCAACCUGGUGUUCACCUACUGAAGGAACCACGGCGGAGUGGCACCGUGACGCCCCCUCCCACGUUUGAACUCUUCUAAACCUCCCCCAUUCCAAGACAGGCGUGUACGUGUAUACCAGAAUAUUUCCGCAAUUCUUUCACUAAACGAGGAAGAGUGAAAACAGGAAAGAAAAGGUGGCCUGAAGCCCAGGUACGCGCCGCUGACAGACUUGGACAGCGCUUGACGGGAGCGCGCAGACUGGUGGGGGGAGAAAUGCUUAGUUUGCAUUUGGACAGAGAGGAGGAGUGAAUGUAAGCAAAGAGCGGAGAAACACACGGACUCAAACGCGAAUCCGCAGAGGAUGAGGACUGAGACUGAACUUUGAAUCUUUGAUGUUAUUCCUGGUCGAGAGAAAGUGGGACACUUGCUGGAGAGGUCAUCAUGUUUUGGGCUUCAUGUUUUAAGAUGCAACAAAUUCACACUGACCACCGAAGUUGAAGUCCAGGUGUAGAUUCUCUUUAUUUUUGAUCCCCCCUCUCCCAGGUCAACAGUUUCAGCAUCAACACGCAUGCCCUCCAUGAUGAGGAGGAUUUUUGUUGUUAUUAAAUGCGUAAAAAAUGUUCAUUUGCUGCGUAAUUACGCAUUAUGUGUGUGUGUGUGUGUGUGACCAUAGGACACAAUUCACGAUCACCAGCUUCUCUCUCAACGGCAGGACUUAAAAGACUGACUCAAAACCUUUUUUAAACACUCAGUGCACAAUUCAGGACCAACGUUCCCCGAUGCGCAUCUUUCUGCCUAGUGCUUCAACUUUCUAGUUCCUGUGUCAGUUUCUUCUUUCUUUUUUUAUAUCGAUGUAUUUAUACCGGCCAAACUUUUUAUACAUAGAAGUAUUGUUCUCGUACAGGUCUCGUUUGUGUUUGUGCACAUAACACCUGUCUGUAUCCAGCGCGGAAGGGCUAGAAGUGUCUCUUAUUUAAAAAAAAAUGUCUGACUUCUCUCACUUUUAAGGAGAUUUGAGUGUGUCAUGAUUUUCUACUUGUAUUUUUGUACAAAAUCUAUAGAAAAAAAUGGGUGGGUGGGUUUUUCUGGGGGGGGCGGUUGUUUCCUACAUGUGGAGCAGCCUACAUUGUUUGCAUCUACAUUGGUGUUUUUUAGUGCAGAGAGGGGGGUUUGUUUGGCACAAUCUGACCUCACACAGUGUUUACAGUAUUUACCCACAUGCUUCUUAAUGGCGCAGUGACUCCAGUUUCACCAGCCAAGUAAACAAAGCACCACUGAGCUCCAAGUCUUGAGUGGUGACUUGUGUUUCCACUACACACAAACCUAAAGGUUUCUGAGUGAAAGAUCCCAGAGUCUCUGUUUGAAUAGAGCUAAUACCUCUGUGUGCUUAUUGUUUUGUUGUUCUUUUUUUUUUUUUUUCGUUUUGUUUUACUUUUUUAUAUCAAGAUAAGUUUUAUUUGAACCACUGGAUGGAAUUACACACUCAUUCCACUUUGCCUAGACUUUGGAGGGAGGGAGAUGUAUGAAGUGCUUCAUCUGUUAUUGCGCAAAUUGCAUAAAAAAUAGUAUUUAACCUUUCUGUACCUGUUGGCUACGUAUAGCAGGCUAAUUGUUUUUCCUAUAUUAUGGCAUGGCAAAUAGCAUUUGUAUUUCAGAUUCAGGUAUAUGUAGCUAUAGCUGUUGUGUUUAAGAUUUUUAAAAGAAUAAUAACAUGAAGAUAUUUAUGUAAACUGACUGUACUAUAAGCAAAGAUUGUGUGUUUUUAUGUAUGAUGACGAUGAUGAUCAACGACAGGCACUAGGACAGCCAUCUUUGGACAUUCUUAUGUUAAAGAGGAUUGUGGUCCAGGAGUUUCUUUUUAUUUUUUUGUUUUUUAACUUCGACACCUUUUUUCUAUCAUCCCUUUCCCGUUUUAAUUUUCCUUUUUUCAUUCAUUUGUGCAAUAUGUUGUGUAUGAUCACGUUUUGUCCAAUCAUGCCAAUAUCAUUUGAUGUCUUUUGCUCAAAAACCAGCCAAUGUUUGGGUCAAUCACUGCCUCUCAGACCUCUGUACAGAUUGUUGUUUUUUUUCUCUUUUUUUAUUUGUUUUGUUUUCUUCUUCUUCUUCUUCUGAGAAGGAAAUAAAAUCAGCUGGAACUGAAAUGUG